AUGAAGCAGCCACCAGGGUAUGAAGACCAUGUUCAUCCUGAUCAUGUCUGUCAUCUACAGCGCUCGCUCUAUGGGCUUAAACAAGCCCCGCGUGCGUGGUUCAAAAGACUACAUGACUAUUUGUUGUCUGCAGGGUUUUCCUCAUCCAAGACUGAUGUGUCAUUAUUUUACCACUCGACGGGUGCAUCUAAAGUUUUUCUCCUCAUCUAUGUGGACGACAUCAUCAUGAUGGGCAGUGAUGCAGAUAUGGUCGAGUCUCUGUUACGCCGUUUAGCCACCGCGUUCAAAGUUCGAGACCUCGGCACCCCAGGGUUCUUUUUGGGCAUAGAGACGAUUGCAGCAGGUAACAGUAUGAUUCUCUCUCAGCGGCGGUACAUGAUCGAUAUCUUGGGUCGUUCUGGAAUGUCGGACUGCAAGCCGCUCACUACACCGACUUCGGUUACUCAGGCUGUGACUUCGUCUGAGCAGCAUUUUGAGAACCCUACGCAGUAUCGACUUAUCGUCGGGGCACUUCAAUAUCUGACUAUCACUCGGCCAGAUCUAGCCUAUGCAGUUAAUCGCCUGUGUCAGUUUAUGCACUCUCCGACUGAAGAUCAUUGGGCAAUGGUGAAGCGUGUGUUACGAUAUAUCAAGGGCACUCUGGGUUACGGUCUGCGGCUAACUCCCUCCGACUCAAGUGCCAUCCACGCCUACUCUGACUCUGACUGGGCUGGAUGCCCGGUAGACAGGAAAAGCACCAGUGGCUAUGCUGUUUUUUUGGGAAGUAAUCUGGUUUCCUGGUUAUCUCGGAAACAGCGCACCGUAGCUCGUUCCUCCACUGAGGCAGAAUACAAAGCACUAGCCGAUGUCGCGGCCGAAGUCACCUGGAUUGUUUCUCUGCUCCGUGAACUUGGGCUACACACUGGACAUCCCGCUAGCUUAUGGUGUGACAAUUUAGGUGCAACUUAUCUGUGUGCGAAUCCUGUUUUCCAUGCCCGGACGAAGCAUGUCGAGAUAGAUUAUCACUUUGUGCGUGACAAGGUAGCCUCGGGUGACUUCGUCGUGAACUUCAUCUCCACCAAAGAUCAACUAGCUGACGUUCUUACCAAGCCUUUACCAGGACCUCGGUUUACGGCUCUGCGGGACAAGCUCAAUGUUGUCAACCACGAACCUUGUGCUUGA
Ipomoea nil (Japanese morning glory) is the source of this 1161-nucleotide messenger RNA. RefSeq lists its product as uncharacterized. Lineage: Eukaryota; Viridiplantae; Streptophyta; Magnoliopsida; Solanales; Convolvulaceae. Bases 1 to 1161 code for a protein of 386 amino acids. The record is from RefSeq and is a predicted model, not a curated record. The transcript has a single exon.